CACAUAUAUACACACACAUAUUUUUUUUUUUAAAUAAGCAGGCCUUGUUUACCGCACACCCCUUCCCUUUCUUGUACGCACAUAAACACACUAUUAUGGGUUCAUCUGCUUCUAAACCUCAAGAGCCUGUUAUUUUCUAUAACCCUAGUGUGCCACUCCAGUUUUCCACCAGUCUUGUUCAAAACUUGGAAAAGAAAGCCGAACAGACCACAGAAAAGACACAGGCUCGCCAAGUAGAAGCCAUUGUUCAACAACGUGUUACUGAGGAAUUAGAAAAGUUGCAACAAGAACAAGCUCAAUUAAAAGAGAAAUUUCACGUAGAAUUAUCAGAUAAUGUCAAUGCAACUGCACCUGCUGUCAACACUGACAUUCAAGCCAUGGUAGAUAGAAUCUCUAGAUCCUCUGCAAAGGAAGUUUCUCCCGAAAUUAAAAAGGCUCAAGAGGAAGUGGUUGCAUGUUACAACAACAACAAGUCACGUACUUUGGAUUGUUGGAAACAAGUAGAAAACUUUAAACAAGCAGUAACAGAAGAACAAAAGAAGUUUGUUGGAGCUCAUCAAUAAAAAUGCCCCGUGGUUGGCUUUUCGUUU
Messenger RNA from Mucor mucedo, 590 nucleotides. RefSeq lists its product as uncharacterized. The transcript is spliced from 4 exons. The record is from RefSeq and is a predicted model, not a curated record. Lineage: Eukaryota; Fungi; Mucoromycota; Mucoromycetes; Mucorales; Mucoraceae. The coding region runs from base 96 to 563 and encodes 155 amino acids.